AUAUUAAAGAAUAAUAGUCAACAUGAUCUGGUCACCGACAAGCAACAAAUACGGAGUUGCAAUACACAACUGGCACGGUGAUGUGACGCAUGGACUAGCGCUAGAUGUGGGAGACUGCGUGGAAAUACUCGAAGAAACAGCCUACUGGUUUCGUGGCACAUGUCCACGGAAGCCUCGCAAGGUGGGACUGUUUCCAAAAUCGUACAUUCAUCUGAAAGACCUCUCGAAGGUGGAUCCUGUGGUUGCAGAAUGCACGCUAGUGUUACGCGAGUGGUCCGAAAUUUGGAAGCGAUUGUUUGUGGAACGCGAGGAAUACAAAUUUACGUCACUGCGCAAGGUAAUGCUGGCAUUGCUCGAAAGCCGCCGAGAGCUGUUAAGCUCUACGCUAACCCAGGAUCAGACUUAUGAGCUGCAAAUGAAAGUGAUAUCAAAAAUUGAUUGGGGAAAUCGAAAACUUGGCUUAGAUCUUGUACCUCGAUCUGGCACCCUAGCAGUGGAUCCACAGAAAAUUGGUAUAGUAUCACUUCACCAAGUACACGUUAACAGUGCUGAAAAUGCAAAGGCAGCAUCGAACCGUGGAACUCUGCGGCGAAAAGCAGGUAAAAAAAUACACACGCAUCAUCUGUACUUUUGCAUGCGUGAUUUUGGACACCGGAUAGGGGACGAUGCAGAAAUCUAUUUCUACCUGUACGAUGGCAACACUAAUCGUAUGCGGGCGCUCUCGGAGCGCUUUCUAGUGCGGAUCGCACGUGACGGCUUUUCGACGUACGUAGAAACGAGCCAUAACUGUACCAUCUUCACCGAUCUUGGAUCAUCCGAUCUGAAUCAGGACCUUUACCUGAUUGCCAAUGUAAUGCGCGUAGGAAAAAUGCUUCAUUCGGAGUCAGUGAAGAAGGGCGAUAAACUGACAACUACGACGCAUGCUUAUCGUCGGCCGUAUGGCGUUGGUGUGCUGCCAUUGAAUGAAAUCGUCCAAUUCGAUUACAGCGUCGAGUCGGAGGAAAAAGAAUUUAGCUUUAAGAUUUUUCAGUGCGAGGAAAAAGACUAUCACCAACUGCACGAGCUUAUCAUAAAGAAAGCGAGCGGAAAAUUUCAACCAAUCAAUGCAAGCACCCAGGGACACUACGGGCUAGUAGUGUCCAUGAAACUGCUACACGGCGAAAUCAGUCAGGCAAAGCUGGAGCAACCUAUCCUGUUUCAGGGUACUGCCAUUACCAAAAAGAUAGGCUUCCCCGAUGUGAUCAUGCCGGGUGAUGUACGUAACGAUCUGUUUCUAACGCUAGAAAGAGGUGAAUUCGAGCGCGUCGGCAUAAGUACGGCCAAAAACAUAGAGAUUACUGCUUUGGUGCUGGAUGAAAAUGGACGUGUGGUGCAGGAAUGCAUUGCGAUCGCGUCCGGAAGUCCGUUGCAAGCGUACUACAAAUCGAUGGUGCUGUACCAUAACAACUCGCCGGCUUGGAACGAAACGAUCCGGAUGUUUGUGCCGAUCGAUAAGUUCAGCAAGGCACAUGUUCGCUUCGAGUUCCGCAGCUGUUCGACGAGGGACAAAUCGGACCCAAAGCUGUUCGGAUUCAGCUUCGCACGGCUCAUGGAAACCGGUGGUGCUACCAUAGCCGAUGGAGCCCAUGAAUUGUACGUAUACAAAUGUGAAGAUCCGUUAAAGGUGCAACCGAACGUGUAUCUAAGGCUACCGUGUUCUGCCGGGGACCGGCAAGCGGUGGGCGAUUCACCCUCACCGUAUCACCGCAGUUCGAAAGAAGCCUUUUAUGUGCGCACUAUCCUUUGCUCAACGAAGCUGACACAAAAUGGAGAUUUACUAUCGUUGCUUCAGUGGCGCAACAGACCAGAAGGCAUACAGGAUUCGCUGCAGCGCGUACUUCGGCUGCACAAUGAAGAGCUGAUCAAAUUCUUGCAGGACGUACUGGAUGCGCUGUUUGCGCUGUUCUCGACCGACGAUGGUAACAGUACGCCGCAUUCGGGGCUUGUGUUUCACGUGCUAGUCAACAUAUUUAGUCUGAUGCAGAGUAGCAAAUUUCAACACUUCAAACCGGUAAUGGACGCAUACAUACGCAAUCAUUUCGCAGCACCAUUAGUGUAUCAAGGACUCCUAUCGUCGGUGCAGCACCUAGCGGACUGGUUGACGACUACAGACAAUCUGGAACCGAUCGUGCAGUGUUUUUGUUCGCUCGAGUUUAUCUUCAAGCUAAUCAUUCAAUCACGCAAACUGUUCGCUCACGCAUCGGGCGGUCAGUAUGAGGAUAAGUUUAAAAAUGAUCUGUUUUCGGUUUUCCUCUCGCUUAAUGGUAUGCUCGCAGUACCGAGUACUACACAAAUUCUAGCGACACAGGAAGCGCUGCUCAGUAACGCAGGCGUCGUGUUUGAACAGUUGCGUACCAUCAUUACUCGUCCGGAGCUGGAAACACUUGUCAAAUCCAUGUUGGACGCUGUUCCGAAGGAUGCACAACCACCACUGAUACAGGCAAAGCUGAAAUCCAUCAAGGAUAUGGUAUCCGGUCAACUCUUCCAAGACGACGAAUUGCGCUCCGUUAUACUGAACAUUGCGUGCAAGCAUCUUCGCAUUCAUCUAGCUCGCAGAGAUGAGUUAAGACUGUGCUCGGAAAUACUCGCUGAGGUGCUGAUAAAGUUGUAUGAAGCGAAAGCCAAAACUGGCGAAAAACCAUCGAACGCCAUCCAUCACGAUCUAGACACACUGUUUGCAAACAUCUUUCCCAUUCUGCUACAAACGAUCAACGUGCUGAGCAAUGGCGGGAACGAAAAUCUUGUCUGCUCGCUGUUUGCGGUAAAGCUAGGACUGCUACAGCUGCUCGACGAAUCACACUACCAACGCAUGUGGGAUCGACAGCAAAGUGGCAGCAGUCCGACAGCCGUAGGUGCCAUUGUCGGAGGAAAGGAGCUGCGCGAUUUCAUUCAGCAAUGCUUGGCCAUCUUCAAAGACAUACUGGAACAAGAUUGGAUGAUUUUCUCGAAAGAUUGGUUGGUGAUGAAAAUGGCCGCAAACGAUGUCUUGCGGCGUACGUUGGAGGAGCUAGCAAAGCCACUGGUAUACCGCUUCCUGGGUCCACAAUCGUUCGAUUCGCAGCUUUGGUGGUCGUACUUUAGCGUUGCGGUCAUCUUCCUCACCCAGCCAUCGCUGCAAAUCGAGCAGUAUCAUGAGACAAAACGGCGCAAAAUAUUGAGCACGCAUGGCGAUAUGCGCGUGAUGAUGGGCUUUCAAAUAUUGAGCAUGUGGGCACAGCUCGGUGAGCACAAGCUGCACUUUAUUCCGUCGAUGGUGGGACCAUUUUUGGAGGUUACGCUCGUUCCCGAACCGGCAUUACGGAAGGCUACGUUUACGGUGUUCUACGACAUGAUGCAGUGUGAACAGGUUUCCCGUGGAUCAUUCCGGCUGGUAGAAAGCGAACUGAUCGAUAAGCUGGAUUUACUUAUUAGUGAAAACAAGGGAGACGAUGAAUAUCGCGAACUAUUUAGUACGAUGGAGCAACUGUGUCUAGCACUGUUGGAACGGGUGCAGACGGAGAAUCCUUCCUGGCGCGAGUCUGGAAUUGCAUUCAUUUCCUCCGUAACGCGGCUGUUGGAACGGCUCCUCGACUAUCGCAGCGUCAUGCAGGGUGAUGAAAACCGUGACAAACGUAUGACCUGUACGGUGAAUUUGCUCAACUUCUACAACGAUGAAAUCAAUCGCAAGGAAAUGUACGUCCGUUACAUCUACAAACUGUUGGAUCUGCAUCUGGGGGCGGAAAACUACGUCGAGGCAGGUCUUACGCUUAAGCUGUACGCCGAUAUGCUAUCCUGGGACAGUGAAAACAUUUCCGAAUCGGAAUCGAACGGUCCACGGGAAUGGGAGCAGAAGGAGAAAAUUUACAAAAAUAUUAUAAGCUAUUUCGACAAGGGCAAAUGCUGGGAGAAGGGCAUCCCACUGUGCAAGGAGUUGGCCAUGUUUUACGAGCGCAAGCGAUUCGAUUACAACCGGCUGAGUGAUGUGCUGGUCCAGGAAGCGAAAUUCUUCCAGAACAUACUCACCCAACUGCGUCCCGAGCCGGAAUACUUUCGCGUAGGGUACUACGGUACCGGAUUUCCAUCAUUUGUUCGAAACAAACAAUUCAUUUACCGUGGUCUGGAGUAUGAACGGAUUGGAGCAUUCAUACAGCGGCUGCAGACAGAGUUCCCGACUGCGCUGAUACUAGACAAGAAGCAAUAUCCACCGGAUAGCUCAAUACUCAACUCGUCCGAGCAACGGUUCCACGUCGUUAAUGUGCGACCGAUCGCCGAUCCGUACCAUCUUAAAAGUGCCAAAGUGACCGUCCCGGAAAAGAUUUCCAAGUACUACGAAGUGAACGACGUUACCCGGUUCCAGUACGAUCGGCCCGUGCACAAAGGUACGGUUGACAAGGACAAUGAGUUCAAGUCUCUGUGGAUUGUUCGAACAAUUUACGAAACGGCUCAACCCUUACCGGGCAUCUUGCGGUGGUUCGAAGUGAGCAAGACUUCGGAACAUGAGCUAACGCCGGUGGAGUUUGCGUGCGAAACCAUAGCGAACGUAAACAAGGAGCUGUCCGAUCUGAUCAUCCAGUAUCGGCUUGAUCCGAAGCGUAAUCUUAACCCGUUUACGAUGCGUCUGCAAGGAUCGGUCGAUGCGAACGUGAACGGAGGUUUCAGCAAGUAUCAGGAUGCGUUCUUCUCCGAGCGCUUUGCCAAAUCGACCGAGGGUCGUGACCAAAGUGUGCACGUGCAACGGUUGAAGCGAUUGAUCUUCGAGCAGAUGCAAAUACUGCGCCAAGCGUUGGAACUUCAUCGUAGUCUUGCACCAGAACAGGUGUUGCCUCUGCACAACCGGCUGUCGGAAGCGUUCCUCGAGUUGGAGAAGAGUACGGCCGAAUGGAAGACGAACAUUAACAUUCCAACAAAACCUCUCCCUCCGCUACCGAUCGGUCAACAGCAGCAAGGGGGUGAACCGUGUUCGGGUGGGAAGAUCGGUACGAUGAACGGUGGACCCCAGGAGUUGGCUUACUUCCCGGAAGAUUAUGACGGCACGUACAUGUCCGUAAACAAAAAGGCUCUUUCGCUGUCGGGAAUCGUUCCUAUGACGGCAUUGACCUCCUCCCCUGUACCAAAUAUUCCUCCGCGUGAUAGUGCCGGCGGUAUGAUGCUGCCAGCAGUGUGUUCACCUACCGCACCACCAUUACCACCGCGUGGUCAUACACCCGACAAGCGUAGCUCCAAUCCGAUGCCAUUUACCGAGUACGUAGAGCAGCAACAGCUUCAACAGCAGCAGCAUGCCGGGCAGCACAGCUUGCCGGGCAAGAACCGGCAAAAGAAGUACUCACUGUACGAAAUAUCGCUCAACGACAGUGGUAAUUACGGCAGUCCACGGAAUUUGAGCGAGUUUAGGCAAGGGUUCUAUCGCGAUUCGGGCAUUUCUACCAGCACCCAGGAAUUGAACAAUCUCAACGUCGCAUCAUCCUCCUCGGGGACAGUGGCAGUAGGUGAAGGUGGGUGUGUUGCACCACCAUCCCACCAACACUACCAUCAACCGAUGGCCAUUCAUUCAUCUACCGUAACGCCACACGACGAUUACAAUAUCAUUGCAAAUGGAAAUACCCUACAGCUGGCGAUGUCACAGCAACCAUCCAUAGUCCGUGGUCAUCAGAAGACCAACUCCAAUCCUGAGGCGUACCAAAGCAUUCCAAUGAUGGCGGGAACAUCACCUUCAACUGGCUUGACGCAACCACCGCCACCGCCGAUUCCGCCAAAGUCGGCAUCCUUGCACCAUCAGCAUUCGCUUCCGGCUGGAGGCCUUGGAGCUGGAACGGUGGUCAGCAAUAAUAACAAUAACAACAACAACAACAAUAAUAACAGUUCCCUCGGGUUCCAUGGGCAGCACUAUCACCACCAUCAGCGCAAUCAGUCGCUUAAUCUAAGCACGAAUAGUUCGUCCGACGGUGAGCAGUUAAGCUUGAACGACAUUAGCCCAGCGCCACCGCCAAUGUUUAACGAUAACUUUAGCGAUUCGUUUAGCGACGAGUGCGACAAUCCAGCUGGCAGUGGUGGUGGUGGCGGCGGCGUUCAGCGUGCCAAGCUGACACCUAGCCCAGGACGGUCGGGAGGGGGUUCGGGUGUGAACGGAACGUCCGGUGAAGCGUUGGAACUUAGUUCCAUCACAACGACAACUACCACGACCACGAUCAUUUCCUUGCGGCGGGAUGAUGAGGAUGAAAUAUUCUAUUAAGCUUGAUCGUCUGCGUGA
Messenger RNA from Anopheles maculipalpis, 6265 nucleotides. RefSeq names its product dedicator of cytokinesis protein 3 (gene spg). The record is from RefSeq and is a predicted model, not a curated record. NCBI's taxonomy places the organism in Eukaryota, Metazoa, Arthropoda, Insecta, Diptera, Culicidae. The transcript has 11 exons. The coding region runs from base 23 to 6247 and encodes 2074 amino acids. Gene Ontology annotation, cellular component: cytoplasm; plasma membrane. Gene Ontology annotation, biological process: small GTPase-mediated signal transduction. Gene Ontology annotation, molecular function: small GTPase binding; guanyl-nucleotide exchange factor activity.